AUGUCGAACGCUGCUGUAAACCCCCGCGCUUUCCCGCUUUCUGAUGCUGCAUUGACGAACCAGAUUCUUGAUCUGAUCCAGCAGGCGUCGCACUACAAGCAGCUCAAGAAGGGUGCGAACGAAGCGACCAAGACGCUCAACCGCGGCAUUUGCGAGUUUAUUGUCAUGGCCGCAGACGUGGAGCCCAUAGAGAUUGUGCUCCAUUUGCCGCUCUUGUGCGAGGACAAGAACGUUCCCUACGUCUUUGUUCCGUCCAAGAUUGCGCUUGGCCGUGCAUGCGGCGUUUCUCGCGCGGUUGUUGCGUGCAGUGUCACCACGAACGAGGCGCGCGAACUGCAGAGCCAGAUCCAUACAAUCAAGCUUGCCAUCGAGCGCUUGUUGAUCUAG
Messenger RNA from Malassezia vespertilionis, 387 nucleotides. It is a transcript of the gene SNU13, whose product is annotated as RNA binding protein snu13. Bases 1 to 387 code for a protein of 128 amino acids. Gene Ontology annotation, cellular component: small-subunit processome; U4/U6 x U5 tri-snRNP complex; nucleolus. Gene Ontology annotation, molecular function: RNA binding. The transcript has 2 exons. The record is from RefSeq and is a predicted model, not a curated record. NCBI's taxonomy places the organism in Eukaryota, Fungi, Basidiomycota, Malasseziomycetes, Malasseziales, Malasseziaceae. Gene Ontology annotation, biological process: ribosome biogenesis; mRNA splicing, via spliceosome; maturation of SSU-rRNA.